CCUGACCCUCUGUCCAGACAGUGCUGAUUGGCACUGUGCCGAACACAUGCACCUUCCCAAAAAGAAAGCUCUCCAUACACACCAAACUGAGCAUGUGCAGAGUGUCUCCUAGGGCUUUCUAUUAUCAGCAGAUAGAUUGGGAACUAGAAGACAGGAUCAAACAGGCUUUUUACACAAUGUGGAGGAUUAACCCCUUGGGUUCCACAGUGAGUAUAACAAGCAUGCUUUACUGCAUAUACAGACUGAUUUUACUGUUGUGGUUUUGG
Staurois parvus is the source of this 266-nucleotide messenger RNA. The record is from the annotation of a GenBank genome assembly. Lineage: Eukaryota; Metazoa; Chordata; Amphibia; Anura; Ranidae.